Astyanax mexicanus (Mexican tetra) is the source of this 1595-nucleotide messenger RNA. RefSeq lists its product as uncharacterized. Lineage: Eukaryota; Metazoa; Chordata; Actinopteri; Characiformes; Acestrorhamphidae. The record is from RefSeq and is a predicted model, not a curated record. Bases 556 to 1314 code for a protein of 252 amino acids. The transcript has a single exon.
UGCAGGCGGCUGAAGGGAGGAGUUGGUAGCUUGCUGUCACUGUGUUUGUGAGCUAACAGCGCUGAGUAGUUUGUACAUUGCGUUAAAGGGAAGAGUAACAAACUACAAGCACAUUUCUCAUAUUUUAAUCUUCACAAGUGCUGAAACGUGCCAAUUAUUCUGCCAGAGACGACGGAAAAAGGCGAGAAAGACUGCAAAAAAGAGGGGGCGUGACUACUUGUCAGCUAGCGGCUCCAAGCUGCUCACACUGGAGGCACGGCGCCAGGCUAUGUGCUGUCUAAAGCCAGCCACCAAGAAAAAAACAGAGAAGAUAGUAAAAAGGUAGAAGAUUCCUGGAGUAGUCGUGGAGAACGACGUAAAGGAAACGAGCUAUAGCACUGCUGCAGAAGCUACCUACGUACCUACCACACCUCCUUAAAGGGCUCUGCCAGCUUGAUCUAGUUUGAUAUCUUCAAAAACCAGCGAGGCUUAGAAGAUCAUCAGCUAGUUAUGUGAGCACUGAGGUGUUUGGGUUGGUGUUGGCACGAGCUAAGGUAAAGAAAGUAGUUGGUUCUAAUGUUGUGGGAAGACAGAAUGUGUGGGAAGGGCGUUAUGAUGGUGGGCCACUGGACGGAGACCUGCACUGAGAGUCACAGCAGUAGUAAUGGAGGAGGAGGCAGCAGCAGGUUCUCAAUCAAAGGCAAAGAAGGCGUCAAGGAGGAGGCUAAGAGAUCCGAGAGCCACGUAGAGGAACAACGCAAGUGGCACAAGUGUGCCAAGAGCCAUGUUGGUGGGCAUCAACAGCAUCGCUUCAGGCGAAGAGGGCACUAUAACUACCAACAGCAACACAACCACCGAAGAGUCCAGUCCAGGCACAGACACCGCCUCUCCAGCAUGUCCCUACGCCCUGCCAACGUCAAAGGCAACCGUGCGCCUGGCAUGAGGGCCCCAAGGAACACCAACCAGUUCCUCAUGCACGAGAAGUACCAGCUCAUGCACAUGCGCUCCGACUCAGUGGGCACGGACAGUGGCUCAGACUGCGAGCUGGACUGCUUCACAGAUAUGGACGCCUACCUGGGCGUUCUGGAGAACGCUAGAGGCGCCCUCAUGGACAGCCCCGACUUCCCCUCGCCCCCCACAGCCCGAUUCACCGCACGGCCUGGCACCGCCAGCCUGGGAGUCGAGUGCCGGGGCAUCGCCAUCUUCAGCUUCGCUCAAGCGGACCAAGAGGAGAGCAUGCAGUACUUCCCCUCCGAGGACGACGUCCUGCAGAGCGAGGACUUCAUGAGGAAGGACUUUAACGCCUUCUGUGCGGCGGUGGAACCCUGUUUAUAGAGUUCCAAGGUAAUAAAUACGUAUAUGUAUAUGUGACAUCCGGACCCAUAAGUUAUUAUUGAUAAACUUACAUUGUUGUAAGCCAUUUUUUUGUGCAGCUGUCAUACGUAUGUCACGGUUUAAAUAAGAUGUCUAUUCCCUGUUUUAUUAUUCUGUUUGUUUUUCUAAGUGAGGCUCGUGGUUUUUCGGACUGCGUGAGCCAAUUCUUUUGGAGCUUUGUGCUUUUUAAACUUUCACGAUUCAAGAAUGACAUUCAAUUAAACAAUGCAUUGAUUUCACAA